AGGAGCCGGGAUAGGAACCGGGAUUGGGAUCGGUGCUGCGGCGGUGACUCAGAGGCAGCAGGAACAUGGCAAACUCAACACAGGGCCUCCCCAGCGCUGAGCUCUGGGCCUCCCAUAACAAGAUGGUGAUGGAGCCACUCGACACCAACGACCCGGAGGUGCACAGCAUCAUCAAGAAGGAGAAGCAGCGGCAGAGGCUGGGGCUGGAGCUGAUUGCGUCGGAGAACUUUGCGAGCCGAGCGGUGCUGGAGGCGCUGGGAUCCUGCAUGAACAACAAAUACUCCGAGGGUUACCCGGGACAGAGGUAUUAUGGCGGGACAGAGCACGUGGAUGAGCUGGAAAGGCUGUGCCAGCAGCGAGCCCUGCAGGCUUACCGGCUCGACCCCCAGAAGUGGGGCGUCAACGUCCAGCCCUACUCAGGGUCCCCCGCCAACUUUGCGGUGUACACGGCCCUGGUGGAGCCCCACGGCAGGAUCAUGGGGCUGGACCUGCCCGACGGGGGCCACCUCACCCACGGGUUCAUGACGGACAAGAAGAAGAUCUCUGCCACCUCUGUCUUCUUCGAGUCCAUGCCCUACAAGGUCAACCCCAAGACUGGUUACAUCGACUACGACCAGCUGGAGGAGAAUGCCCGGCUCUUCCACCCCAAGCUGAUCAUAGCAGGUGUCAGCUGCUACUCCCGCAACCUGGACUAUGCCCGCAUGCGCAGGAUCGCAGACGCCAACGGCGCCUACCUGAUGGCUGACAUGGCCCACAUCAGCGGGCUGGUGGCCGCCGGCGUGGUGCCCUCGCCCUUCGACCACUGCGACGUCGUCUCCACCACCACCCACAAGACCCUGCGGGGCUGCAGGGCCGGCAUGAUCUUCUACCGCAAAGGCACCCGCAGUGUGGACCCCAAGACGGGCAAGGAGACACUCUACAACCUGGAGAGCCUCAUCAACCAGGCGGUCUUCCCGGGGCUGCAGGGAGGCCCACACAACCACGCCAUUGCAGGGAUCGCCGUGGCGCUGCGCCAGGCCAUGACCCCUGAGUUCAAGGCCUACCAGCAGCAGGUGGUGGCCAAUUGCAAGGCCCUCUCGACGGCGCUGAUGGAGAUGGGCUACGACAUUGUCACAGGGGGCUCUGACAACCACCUGAUCCUGCUGGACCUGCGCAGCAAAGGCACGGACGGCGGCCGGGCCGAGCGGGUGCUGGAGAUCUGCUCCAUCGCCUGCAACAAGAACACCUGCCCCGGUGAUGUCAGUGCCCUGCGCCCCAGCGGGCUGCGGUUCGGGACCCCCGCUCUCACCUCCCGCGGCUUCCGGCAGGACGAUUUCCGCAAGGUGGCUCAGUACAUCCACAGAGGGAUCGAGCUGGCGCUGCGCGUGCAGAAGGACAUGAGCCCCAAGGCCACGCUGAAGGAAUUCAAGGAGAAGCUGGAGGAGGAGAAAUACCGUGCGGAGCUGAAGGCACUGAAGGAAGAGGUGGAAGCCUUUGCAGCCACCUUCCCGCUCCCAGGGCUGCCUGUCCUGUAAGGGGAGACACCAACGCUCUGCUCCCGCAGCCUCGGGAGGAGCCGGGAUCACGGCACACUCACACCCCAACACCCCUGUGCCUUCUCCCAGCACCUCCCUGCUGCAACUGCAGCAGCAGCUCAUCCUUUGGCUCUUACUCCCCUCUCCCCUCCCAUGUGGGGCACAAGGACCCCCUGAGCACAGCCCCUGUCGGGACACCAGCCCUUGAGCACUCAGUGUCACCACUGGGACCGAGCACCAGGUCACCCUCACCUCACAGCCAGCUGCCACCCAGCUCCCACUGGCUGUGGGAGCAGCACAUGAGGCCGGUCUGUCCACAUUCCCUGGACACACUGCCCACAGCAGCAGGAGAGAUGGGUGGUCCAGCUGCACAAGAAACUUCACAGUCACUAAACCCCACCCUGGUUUCAGCCUCAAGGAUUCCCCUUCAUCCUAUGUGCCUUCCCACCUCCUGUGCAGGCUCUGACAAGGCCAGGCCUUGUCCCUAACAUCCCUCCUGGGAUCACCCUCUCCACCCUAGCCAGACUCUCUGGUAUUUUCUCAGACCUCUGAGCACAAAGCUUAUGUGGAACCAUUUUUUAAUAAGCACGGUAAAAUUAAGAAUUUAACCACAAUGUAUGACAAGAAUUGUAAGCUUUAAAAAAUACGACCGAUUUUUUUUUUUUUUUUUUGUAUUUCAAAAAUAUCUGAACCCAAAUAAAUAAUUAUUUUUUUUUUUAAAAGUA
Myiozetetes cayanensis is the source of this 2239-nucleotide messenger RNA. RefSeq names its product serine hydroxymethyltransferase 1 (gene SHMT1). Bases 66 to 1514 code for a protein of 482 amino acids. Lineage: Eukaryota; Metazoa; Chordata; Aves; Passeriformes; Tyrannidae. Gene Ontology annotation, biological process: protein homotetramerization; purine nucleobase biosynthetic process; tetrahydrofolate interconversion. The transcript is spliced from 12 exons. The record is from RefSeq and is a predicted model, not a curated record. Gene Ontology annotation, cellular component: cytosol; cytoplasm; nucleus. Gene Ontology annotation, molecular function: mRNA regulatory element binding translation repressor activity; cobalt ion binding; mRNA 5'-UTR binding.